UAAUUUAUAUCCCCAAAAAACAAACGACACUUCUCCAUGAUCACAUUACACUUCCCGGAGGUUUUGAUUCAGAGAAUACAAUGCAAAAACAUAAUCACAUGAGAGAAAAAGGCUUUGUUAUACGAGUAGAGAACAACACUACUUCUUCAACUACUAGCAGCCUUGAAACCCUUCAAUAUAAGAACUACUUAUCUCCUCAAACCAACAUUAAUUUGAACUUCUGAACUUCUCUGCCAUGAAAAUCUUCAAUCGUCUCCGUAAGCUUCUCAUGAGGCUUAUUCUUUCUCUCCCGUCAAGAGCUCAUCGGUCCUCGUCGACGUCUUCGGCUACGCCACGAUACGGCGACGUUCGGUUCGAUCCUCCCAAGACUUCAUGCAGCUCUUACUACUCUUCUCACUCUCACUAUAACGAGGCCAUAGCCGACUGUAUCGAGUUCUUCAACAAGUCCUCGCAAGAUGGUAUUUUGGAUGAUCAUGAACGAAAGUCAUUAGAUGUUCUGGUUUGAUAUAAAUAUAUUUAUAUAUUAUUUACUCUUUUGUUAUAUAUAUGGUUUGCCGUAUUACUAUUAAUUGUUUUGCCUCUUUAAUUUUCUAAGCUCAUAUAUACGAAUCUGAUUUUCAAAACUCGAUCGGUGAGAGAUGCUAACUAAUGAGAUUCCUUCUUCAUUUGUUCCUGUAAUUUGCAGUA
Messenger RNA from Humulus lupulus (European hop), 687 nucleotides. RefSeq lists its product as uncharacterized. NCBI's taxonomy places the organism in Eukaryota, Viridiplantae, Streptophyta, Magnoliopsida, Rosales, Cannabaceae. Bases 236 to 505 code for a protein of 89 amino acids. The transcript has a single exon. The record is from RefSeq and is a predicted model, not a curated record.